Molecule: messenger RNA, 751 nt
Organism: Elgaria multicarinata webbii
Lineage: Eukaryota; Metazoa; Chordata; Lepidosauria; Squamata; Anguidae
Gene: EMX2
Product: empty spiracles homeobox 2
Exons: 3
Coding region: 1-750 (249 amino acids)
Biological process (GO): neuron differentiation; regulation of transcription by RNA polymerase II; central nervous system development
Cellular component (GO): nucleus
Molecular function (GO): DNA-binding transcription factor activity, RNA polymerase II-specific; RNA polymerase II cis-regulatory region sequence-specific DNA binding
Source: RefSeq, a predicted model, not a curated record
AUGUUCCAGCCCACCCCCAAGCGCUGCUUCACCAUCGAGUCGCUGGUGGCCAAAGACAGCCCUGCCUUGCCCGCCUCCCGCGCCGAGGACCCCAUCCGGCCGGCGGCGCUCAGCUAUGCCAACUCCAGCCCCAUGAACCCUUUCCUCAACGGCUUCCACUCGGGCGGCCGCGGGGUGUACUCCAACCCGGACUUGGUGUUCGCCGAGGCCGUCGCGCACCCGCCCAACCCGGCCGCCGUGCCGGUCCACCCGGUGCCGCCGCCCCACGCCCUGGCCGCCCACCCGCUGCCUUCGUCGCACUCGCCGCACCCGCUCUUCGCCUCGCAGCAAAGGGACCCGUCCACCUUCUACCCCUGGCUAAUACACCGGUACAGAUAUCUGGGCCAUCGGUUCCAAGGAAAUGAAACUAGUCCGGAGAGCUUCCUCUUGCACAAUGCACUAGCCAGGAAACCUAAACGGAUCCGCACCGCCUUUUCCCCAUCCCAGUUACUGAGACUGGAGCACGCUUUUGAGAAAAAUCACUACGUGGUAGGAGCAGAGAGAAAGCAACUGGCGCAUAGCCUCAGCCUCACGGAAACUCAGGUAAAAGUUUGGUUUCAGAAUCGAAGGACAAAGUUCAAGCGGCAGAAGUUGGAAGAAGAAGGUUCGGACUCCCAGCAGAAGAAAAAAGGGACUCAUCAUAUUAACCGGUGGAGGAUCGCCACCAAACAAGCCAGCCCCGAAGAGAUCGACGUCACGUCAGACGAUUAAA